Molecule: messenger RNA, 921 nt
Organism: Gregarina niphandrodes
Lineage: Eukaryota; Apicomplexa; Conoidasida; Eugregarinorida; Gregarinidae
Product: thioredoxin domain protein
Exons: 4
Coding region: 1-921 (306 amino acids)
Cellular component (GO): precatalytic spliceosome
Source: RefSeq, a predicted model, not a curated record
AUGGAGACGUCGUCAUGGCUGCUGGAUGUACCGAUGUGCCACCUGCACCCGAAGCCUUUGCUGUCUUGCAAGUUCUGUCGCAAGUAUAAAACCGCUGUACACCAGCAAGCGAAGCUCGCCCAACUGCACGAACGGGCCGGUUUCGGGCAUGAGAAAACAAAUACUCUGGAAAUGACCAAUACUACCUCAUAUAAUCUCAACCCAAUGUUGAAAGAGAAUAUCCUCGUGUCCGAAUAUUACAAGUCAUUAUAUCAGUUUACUACUGUUCCAGAAUUGAUAGACGAAGUAGUGCAGUAUGUGGACCACGUGGAGCCACACGUCACGGGCCACCUCAAAAUACCCUCAACGUUUGCCUGUUGCCUAUACAAGUUGUUCAACUUGCGCUGUACAGAGGACGAAAUGCUGACCAUCACGGAGCACCCCAACUUAUUCGUGCGGACACUGGGCUUUGUGUGGCUCCGGUUUGUGCAUCCGCCGGAGAAGCUGUGGCAGUGGUUCGAGACGGUGGUGCUGGACGACACGGAUUUCCGACCUACCAAGAACCAAACCACAACGUUUGGCGAGUUUGCGGAGUCGCUCCUCAAGGAAGACAGAUACUUCAAUACACCGCUGCCUAGACUGCCAGCGAAGAUUAGAACACACACCAACAAGUUCGUGGUCGUGGACUUCGCGGCGGAGUGGUGCGGUCCAUGCAAACUUCUCAAGCCCGUCUUCGACCAGUUGGCUGAGAAACACACCAACGUCGUGUUCGCUUCUGUCGAUGUGGACCAACUGGAGGAGGUCGCCGAUACUGAAAGCAUCCAGGCCAUGCCCACCAUCAAGCUCUUCGCCAACGGAACCUGUGUGGAAACGGUCGUGGGUGCCAACAAGGACAACAUGGUUGCCGCCGUCGCUAAGCUCAGCGAACAGGCGUCUGGCUAA